UUGUUUUUCAUUUCAUUUGAUUUGAAUUCUAAGAGAUCUAUUCACGCACUCGAAAUCAGAGAGGACAUCCUAUUGAAAAACAUUUCAGAUCUACAUUUCCAGCUGUUUACAUCAAUUCAAAAGAAAACAAAGCUGGUUAAGGCUGCAGUGUUUGAAACUCAGUGCAACGGAAGAGGCUGCAAAAUUAAUGGAUGCGAGUCGAGUGGAAGCGGAACAUGACAAAGCUUAACCAAAUCCAAACCAGAAUCAAUCAUCUUUUCAAACCUUGUAAGUUCGGAUGGAAAAGGUACAAUGGUCAUUGCUAUUUCCCAUUCAAUUUGAAAAAAAAUUGGUUUGAAGCACAGAUGCAUUGUAGAAAUCAAGGAGCGACACUUUUGCAAAUUGAUGAUUCAAGUGAAAGGAUGUGGCUAUCAAAGAAUUUUCCAAAUGUUCCUUACUGGAUCGAUCUCACUGAUACUGGAGUCGAGGGGAAAUGGAUGAUGUUUUCCACAGGAAAGCUUGUUCAGUUUAAAAGCUGGAGCAAAGGUCAGCCUGAUGACUGGAAACAUGACCAGGAUUGUGCGUAUAAUAACUUCUCAAAACAGCUCGGACUGUGGGAUGACGGUGGCUGCAAUUGGUCUAUUGCAUUCGUUUGUGAAUCUUCAGGUCCUGAAUGAUCCUGAAAUAUGCCCAGUCUGUUUUGCAUUUGAAUAUUAAAAC
Molecule: messenger RNA, 699 nt
Organism: Saccostrea echinata
Lineage: Eukaryota; Metazoa; Mollusca; Bivalvia; Ostreida; Ostreidae
Product: lectin BRA-3-like
Exons: 6
Coding region: 192-656 (154 amino acids)
Source: RefSeq, a predicted model, not a curated record